AUGGAGCCCCCCUCAGCCCCUCCCCACAGAGGGCACAUCCCCUGUCAGGGGCUUCUGCUGGCAGUCUCACUCUCAACCUUUUGGAACACACUCACCACUGCCCAACUCACUAUUGAAUCAGUGCCGACCAAUGCUGCUGAAGGAAAUGAUGUUCUUCUGCUUGUCCACAAUCUGCCUGGGAAUCUUGCCGCCUAUGGCUGGUACAAAGGGGACAGAGUAGAUCCUGAUCAACAAAUUGCAUUGCAUGUGAUAGAGCAACCAGAAAUUAUCCCAGGGCCUCUAUACAGUGGUCGGGAGAGAAUGUACCCCAAUGGAUCCCUGCUGUUCCAGAAGGUCACCCAGGAGGACACAGGAUACUAUACCCUACAAGUCAUAAAUAAAAAUUUUCACAGUGAAGUAGGAACUGGACAACUCUGCAUAUACAAGCCAGUGGCACAGCCCUCCAUCCAAGCCAGCAACAUCACAGUCACAGAACAGAAGGACGUCGUGGUCCUGACCUGCCUCACCAAUGACACUGGGAUCUCCAUCCAGUGGUUCUUCUAUAACCAGAGUCUGCGGCUGACAGAGAGGAUGAAGCUGUCCCACGAGAACCACACCCUCACCAUAGACCCAAUCACAAGGGAGGAUGCCGGGGAUUAUCAGUGUGAGGUCUCCAACCCAGUCAAUUCCAUCAAAAGUGACUUCAUCACCCUGGCUGUGAGCUCAUUGGUGGAGAAAGGAGGUCUCCACCCCCUCCUUGGAAGCGAAGACUCCCUUUGUCCCCUCUUCUGA
Equus quagga is the source of this 771-nucleotide messenger RNA. RefSeq names its product carcinoembryonic antigen-related cell adhesion molecule 21-like. The transcript is spliced from 4 exons. The record is from RefSeq and is a predicted model, not a curated record. Gene Ontology annotation, cellular component: cell surface; plasma membrane. NCBI's taxonomy places the organism in Eukaryota, Metazoa, Chordata, Mammalia, Perissodactyla, Equidae. Bases 1 to 771 code for a protein of 256 amino acids. Gene Ontology annotation, molecular function: protein tyrosine kinase binding. Gene Ontology annotation, biological process: signal transduction; regulation of immune system process.